Molecule: messenger RNA, 829 nt
Organism: Radiomyces spectabilis
Lineage: Eukaryota; Fungi; Mucoromycota; Mucoromycetes; Mucorales; Radiomycetaceae
Exons: 1
Coding region: 334-636 (100 amino acids)
Source: RefSeq, a predicted model, not a curated record
AAAACUAAAAAAAAAAAAAAAGACACUAAAAAAAAGAGACAGAACAGAGGAUGCAGCCUCCGCCGUAAUAACUCUCUUAUUUUUCAUGCAAAAUCGACAAUGCAUAUCUUUCUAGACGGAGUUCCAACUCAACGGCUUCUUUUCAUUUUGAGGUUGUCAAAAAAAAAGACCGGGAAACCAAUCGACAACUUUUCUUUUUCAAGGCAAAUGGAUGGAUCGUUGAGCGUAGAUGCGUUCUACGGAUUGGUGUAAUUAGAAUUAAUAGCAAUGCUUUCCAAACCAUGUUUAUUUUAUCCGAGAGUGAGAACUUGAUUGAGUAUCUAAUAUGGGUGAAUGACAACUUCACGAAAAUGGAUCAUAGGUCAUACUAGGAUAGAUGAAAAAAAAAUUCUACACAAUAUCGUCAAUUUUUUUUCCUCACGAGCAAAAAGGGCAAAAUGCAUAGCAAUCACCGGUUUGAGCAAAGUAGUAAAACCCUUAAAACGAACACUUGAAAGAUCUAUUUCCGUUGAACGGCCCAGCCUCAUGGAUCAUUUCGUCAAAAGAAUCUUUACCUCCAAAAAAACCAUAUUCUUAAUCUUAAAAUCGAUCAUCGAAAAGCUUAUUUUCGCCUUGUUUUCGCUUUUGAAUGUAUAAAUCCCAUUGUGGGUACCUGGAAGAAAUAAACGGGUGGUUCAAUGCAAUUGACAUUAUAAGGAGAAAUCGAUCUAGGAAAAAAAAAAAGAGAUUCAAUGCUUAGGGUUUUAUGUUGUUGGCAACUUUGUUUACGCAGGAAACUAUCUGCAUUGCUUAGAAUGAAGUGGUGCGAAUAAAAAAAACCCACAUUUCC